Molecule: messenger RNA, 2139 nt
Organism: Peromyscus californicus insignis
Lineage: Eukaryota; Metazoa; Chordata; Mammalia; Rodentia; Cricetidae
Gene: Fgfbp3
Product: fibroblast growth factor binding protein 3
Exons: 2
Coding region: 526-1281 (251 amino acids)
Biological process (GO): cell-cell signaling
Molecular function (GO): growth factor binding
Source: RefSeq, a predicted model, not a curated record
AUCUUUUUUUAAUCUUAAAACUUAGGUUUUCCUGUUUAAUUGUUAUUCUUCAGGCAAAUGUGUAAGUUUCAAAAGAAAAGAAAGAUUUGUUAACAUUUGCCUUAUUUUCAGUGAUGGAAGCAAAAUACAGCAUUUAUGUUUCAUGUCACAUGGCCGCUUCUAUCAUACUUCUGUGGGUCUGCACGAGAGUGUAUCUUCUGUGUGUGUUAGUAGUGUGGGAAAUCCAGUGUGAGAGAAGUCUGGGAGGGGCAUAGAGGGGGAGGCCCCUUCUGUCCCAUUGAUAACAGGUUCAUUCACAGAGGACCGUUUAAAACAGACUAAUCCCUUACGCAGUCAUUCGCUCUGCUCUGAUAGGACCCCUCCACCUCUUCUAGAAUUCGAAAGUCCAGUCAGGGGAGUUGGCAGGUUCCUGUGACCAGGGAAAGGGCUGCGUGGGACUGAUCCGUGGCCUUCAUCCGCAGAUCCAAGGAUGCUCCUCUCCUUGUGCUGCCUGCACUGAAGCCCCAGAAACCCCAGAAGAGUGGGAUGGCCACCGCAGGCAGGAAUCCUCCGAGGCCGCGGGCGUCGCCCUCGCCGCUGAGGCUGCUGCUGCUGCUGCUGGGAUGCUGCCUCCUCGCGGCUGCCCGGAAGGACAAGGGGGCUGCUGGUAGGGAGGCGGGCCCGGCCUCGGGCCCCACGGGCGGUUCCUCGGGUCGCUUCGUGAGCCCAGGGCAGCACGCGUGCAGCUGGCAGCUCCUGGUGCCAGCCCCGGGGACGCCGACGGGCGGCGAGCUGGCCCUGCGCUGCCAGGCCCCGGGCGGGGCUCGCCUGCAUUGCGCCUACCGCGGGCAUCCCCAGCGCUGCGCGACCUCCGGCGCCCGGCGCUCACACUACUGGAGGCGGCUGCUGGGCGCGCUGCGUAGGAAGCCGCAACCCUGCCUGGACCCCGCGCCGCUGCCACCGCGCCUGUGCGCCCGCAAGAAGCCGGGCGCCGAGCUACACCCACCCGCCCACCCCACCCUGUCGGCGCGUCCAGCCGAGCAGCCCCGGCCCAGAGCGCGGAGCCGGGCUCGGCCGCGACAGCCGGUGCGCUCCCCGAGCUCGCCGCCCGAGGAGAAGCCCUCGAGGGCGAAGACCAGCGCGGGCGGGAGGAAGGCGGGCUCGGACCGGGUCCCGGAGCCUCCCGCCGUGGCCGAGCUCCAGCCCGACGGGCUGGACCAGAACGCCGAGCUCACCGAGACCUACUGCGCCGAGAAGUGGCACUCCCUCUGCAACUUCUUUGUCAAUUUCUGGAAUGGCUGAGGUUGCGGGCCUGGCGGGGGCACCAGGGGCCGCUGCCGCGGAACAGAGAGCACUGAAGCCGGGGCGGGAGGCUCGGGGCGUCUUAGACCGUGGGAACCGGGAUGGAGAGUAGGCAGGAGUCCGGGUUUCCAAGAUGGGGCAGGGGUCAGGGUAGGGAGAAUCUGAGACAGCAGAGGAGUACACGUUUUGAAGCAUCUCAGUUCUGACUUAAGAGCAGAAGAAGUAGUGGAAACGGAUAGGUUUAUAUUAAGUUUGCAAAAACUGUAGACUAGAGAGAGAAGCUGAAAAUAGGGACUGCCGUGACUAAAGAGGUGCGAAUCUCUCCUAUGAAGUGAGAUACAAAGUCUAUUAACACAUUAUUAUUAAAAUGUAACUGUGAGUAAGAGCCCCAGCCAGGCUGAACUGUUCAGUCUUCUUGGCUGACAAGUUUUUCUCCCCACCCAUUUUUCUGGAUUGUUACCAACUCUGGGUGUGACAGCACCACACUUUCUAUGUGGAUUGAACCUUAUAGGUAAAAAAUAAAUCCAAGAAUGGGUUAUCAGGACAACUGCAUUUCAGUUCCUUUAGCGUUGCUACUUUGCAACUGAAUUUCGAAUAUACUGCCCUGAAAGUUCCUUAACUACCUAAAAUCAGAAGUGAAUUUUAGAAGUUCAGUGCUCUCUAGAUCAUCAAAUACAAAUGAAAAUCCCAAGUCUUUACAUUUGAUCACUCUUUUAAAACUCAGAUAAAAUGUAGACGUGUAUCUCAGUUGUUGGGCCCUUAUCUCUUGUGUAAUUAAAUUUAAUUUUUCAUUUUUAAUAUGAUGUAAUGAUCAUCUUUAAUAAAAAAACUGGCUGGACUUAGAAAAUGAUAAAACGA